Messenger RNA from Photinus pyralis (common eastern firefly), 1510 nucleotides. RefSeq lists its product as uncharacterized. The record is from RefSeq and is a predicted model, not a curated record. The transcript has 3 exons. Lineage: Eukaryota; Metazoa; Arthropoda; Insecta; Coleoptera; Lampyridae. The coding region runs from base 556 to 1284 and encodes 242 amino acids.
UAUACGCAAUAAGUAGUCACUUCCGUUACACAAACUGGGCGACCUGACUUCCACCAAAAGAAAUACACCUAGAUUUUUUUUCAGUCUAUUAAUAAGUUUAGGGGGAUGUGCUUUAUCAAGUUUUCUAAAGAGGGGAAGCGAUUUCGCUUGUUUAUUUUUAAUAUAUAUAAUAUAUAACUGCAGUCAUAUUCUCUACCAAUUCACUUCCGGUAAAUGUGUAAUAUCUCUCUCGUUGUCACUUCCGGCGAUGUUGCCACUACCUUUACUACUAACAUUUGGGUAAAUGCAUUAACGUUUUACUCUAUAUUUUAUAGUGAGUGUCAUAAUUAAUUAUUUUGGUGUCAACGAACAUAUCGCAAGGUAAGUGUAGGUACAUGGGUUCAAGAUGUACUGAGUCGAUUAUUGUAUGGGAUACUAAUGUGAAGUGCAUUUUCUAAGUUGCACAUAAUGAUAAAUUAAAAAAACGUUUCACCAAAAUUUUUUUCACGUUUAUAGGACUGUGUUCUACUGAUUGGCCCACAUUUCGUUAUCAUAACUGCAGUAGUGCUGUAGUCUAUGUUUUGCAAUGAUUAUGGUAAAUUUGAUAUAUCGCCAUCCCCUAAUCCAAACGGCUUUUGCAUUGUAGAAUUUUGUAUGAUAUUAUUAUUUCUGCUUGGCUUUGUAUUUAUUAAGUUUUGUCCUAUAAUUGGAUUUUUUUUCUGUUUGGGCAUAUAUAUUAUUAAUUGUUCUUUUUAUUUAUUAUAUUUUUCUCCAUUUAUGGCACUGUUCAGGCGUGCGGCAACAGCGACGGUCAUUGGCACACCAUGGGGGUUAGAGUCGGAUAGUGUAGUCGCUACAUCACCUUUUAUGCGCUUCAUUCUGCGGUAUUGUUCUAGCGUAGGGCAUGAUUCCAAUAUAUGGGCAUUGUUAGUGUAUGAUUAUUAUUAUCAUUACCAUUGUCAUUAUCAUGAUCAUCAUCAUGAUGAUUAUCAUACCAUUAUCAUUGUCAUUAUUAUCGUCAUCGUCAUGAUCAUUAUCAUCAUUAUCGUCAUCAUCAUUAUCAUCAUCCUCAUCGUGAUCGUAGUCGUGGAACAUGAUCAUUAUCAUUAUAUUUUAAUUUUGUCAUAUUUUUCUCCGUUAAUAGCCCUGUUCCGGCGUGUGUUGACAGCGACUGUCAUUGGAACACCGUGGAGUGGAGUGACCGCAGCUGCUUUACGAACUCAACUUAACUUAAACUUCAGACCUAGAAGGACCAAUAAAAGCUAUAGCAUAUCCUGUUUAACACAUCAAGGUUUCAUACUAUGAUGCACGUGGGUAAGUCAAAUUAUGCCAUUCGUUUUGCAGCUACCUAUGUGUUGAAGAUCUAGGUGCGUAUCUACCAAAUGUAUAUCAAUCUACUUACUACCGCAUAAGGUCUGUCGACUGUAGGUGCACAACAUUAAUUGUACUUAACUAGUAAUAAAACAAACAUUGUGGAAGAAUAAAAUAAAAAUGUAUUCUAUUACGUAAAAUAAAGGUAACAUUUCUUGUA